AUGUCAAAAAUUAGAAGGAAGGUCACAGUGGAAAAUACCAAGACCAUAUCCGAUAGCACAUCCCGAAGACCCAGUGUGUUUGAAAGGCUUGGACCCAGCACUGGAAGUACUGCAGAGACACAGUGCCGUAACUGGCUGAAGACUGGCAACUGCCUCUAUGGGAACACAUGUAGAUUCGUACAUGGCCCUUCACCACGAGGUAAAGGCUAUAGCAGCAGUUAUAGAAGGUCACCAGAAAGGCCCACUGGGGAUCUUCGGGAGAGAAUGAAGAACAAGCGUCAGGACGUGGAGGCUGAGCCACAGAAACGAAAUACAGAGGAAUCGUCCUCUCCUGUUAGGAAAGAGUCUUCAAGAGGAAGGCAUAGAGAGAAGGAAGACAUCAAAAUUACAAAGGAGAGGACUCCAGAAAGUGAAGAGGAAAAUGGAGACUGGGAAACCAAUAGAGAAGACUCUGAUAAUGGAGAAGUUAAUUAUGAUUAUGACCAUGAGCUGUCUUUGGAAAUGAAACGUCAGAAGAUUCAGAGAGAACUCAUGAAGCUGGAACAGGAAAACAUGGAGAAGCGAGAGGAAAUAGUCAUUAAAAAGGAGAUUUCUCCAGAGGUGGUUAGAUCUAAAUUAUCACCGUCUCCUUCACCAAGAAAGUCUAAAUCUCCAAAACGAAGGUCAAGUCCCAAAUCUUCAUCUUCAGUUAGUAAGAAAGAGAAGAAGACUUCUACAGUGUCUUCACCGCUCUUGGACCAGCAGAGGAGUUCCAAAAGCACCCAGAGUAAAAAGAAGGGUCCUCGUACGCCUAGUCCACCUCCUCCAGUACAAGAGGAGACUCUCCUGGGGAAAAAGCAUAAAGAAAAACAUAAAGCAAAAGAGCGUUUAGAAGAAAAAACUAGAGAGGGGAAAGACAGAGGACGUGACUUUGAAAGACAUAAGGAAAAAAAAGAGAAACAGAGAGAUCCUUCAGAAGGCUCCCAUAGACCGAAGCGUUCUCCUAGUCCUGCUGAUCAUUCUGGCAGUAAUUCCUCUCCUUCCAGAGAAUAUUCACCUCCUACCUCAAGGAGAAGACAAACCUCCCGAGCUCCAGCCAAGUCAACUACACACAAGCAUACUUUCUCACCCUCUCGCAGGUCUACUUCCCCACCAGGGCAGCAUCACUCUCCCAUAUCAUCAAGACAUCACUCCUCUUCAUCACAAUCAGGCUCCUCUGUUCAAAGACAUUCCCCUUCCCCCCGCCGCAAAAGAACUCCUUCUCCAACCUAUCAAAGGACAGCUUCCCCAACUGUGAGGCGUUCCUCCUCUCCCUAUCCCCCGCGCUCUUCAUCCUCUCCUCAGAGGAAGCGAAGUCCUUCAAGACAUCAGUCCCCAGGGAGAGAGAAGGGGAGGCAUGAUCGUGACCGGACUUCACAAUCACAUGACAGACGCCACGAAAGGAGGGAUGAAACUAGAGGAAAAAGGGAAAAAGAGAGGGAAACCAGAGAGGAACGAGAUUAUGACCAAGAGCAGAGUGCCUCCAGGGAUCAUAGAGAUGACCGAGAAUCUCGGGAUGGAAGAGAUCGGAGGGAGACCAGGGAUAACAGAGACCGCAGGGAGCCAAGGGAAUCCAGGGACACUCGAGACUCCAGGGAUACAAGGGAUUACAGCAGAGAUAAUAAAGAUAGCCGUGAUCAGAGAGACUCACGUUCUAUACGAGAUACCCAUGACUACAGAGACAGAGAGAAUCGAGAUACCCAUAAAAAGGAAGACCAGUAUCAGGAGGAACCACGCAGUUAUGGAAGAACCCAUGGCAGAGAAGAGAAUUCCCGUGCUGACACACGGAAUGAAUCCAGAAAUGAAUCGAGAAAUGAAAGUAGAAGUGACCGAACUGGCAGAAGUCGAGGCAGAGGUCCAGAAUUAUCUGACAAAGGAAGUCGGGCAACCAGAGGGUCUCAAGUUGACAGUCAUAGCAGUAGUGGCAACUACCAUGACGGCUGGGAAUCACGGAGUAGCUACCCUGACCGAGACCGCUAUGACAAUCGAGAGCAAGCAAGGGAUUCAUCCUUUGAAAGAAGACAUGGAGAAAGGGAAAGACGUGACAACAGAGAGAGAGAUCAAAGACCAAGCUCACCAGUACGGCACCAAGGAAGGAGCGAUGACCUUGAGCGUGAUGAAAGGAGAGAAGAACGAAGGGUAGACCGGGUUGAUGAUAGGAGAGAUGAAAGGGCCAGGGAGAGGGAACGAGAGAGGGAGAGGGAACGAGAGAGGGAAAGAGAGAGAGACCGGGAGAGGGAGAGAGAAAAGGAAAGAGAACUAGAACGCGAUCGUGCCCGAGAACGGGAGAGAGAAAGAGAGCGAGAGAAAGACAGAGAACGCGAACGGGACAGAGACCACCGAGACCAUGACAGAGAAAGGGAGAGAGAGAGAGAAAGGGAGAGAGAGAAAGAACGAGAGCGAGAGAGGGAGGAACGGGAAAGGGAGAGAGAGCGAGAACGAGAGAGAGAGCGGGGUCGCGACAGGGAUAAGGAACGAGAACGUCCGAGAGACUGGGAGGACAAAGAAAAAGGAAGGGAUGACCGCAGAGAUAAGAGAGAAGAUGUCCGAGAAGAAAGGAAUACAAGAGAUAUCCAUGAGGAGAGGAAAUCUAAGAAGCGUCACAGAAAUGAAAGCAGCCCUAGUCCUCGUCCAUCACCCAAGCGCCGCCGUGAGCAUUCUCCUGAUAGCGAUGCCUACAACAGUGGAGAUGAUAAAAAUGAGAAGCACAGGCUGCUAAGUCAGGUUGUGCGACCACAAGAAUCCCGAUCUCUCAGCCCUACGCACCUUACAGAAGACAGGCAAAGUCGAAAGCCAGAGAGAAAGGAAAGUUCAAGACGUUAUGAAGAACCGGAGUUCAAAGAGAGGGUUUCUUCAGGAGAUAAACAGAGAGAGCAGAGAGAACAAACAGAAGUCACUGAAAGCUCACGGACCAGGGUUCAAGAGAGCUUAGGACAUCGCCCUUCUGAAGAACGAGAUGCAUCUGAUAGAAUACAUGAGGAGAAUAAGAAGAAAGCUAAAGUUCAGAAAAAGACCACAAAGAAGAAAAAAGAUGAUGACAUCGGGGUGGAACGGUACACUGAGUCAACUGUAGAAGAGGGCCAGGUCUUUUCACCCAAGAAAGUUCCAAAAAAGAAGAAUGUUGAGAAGAAACGUAAGAGGUCAAAGGGUGAUUCUGAGGUUUCUGAUGAAGAAAUUGUCCCACACCAUAAAAAGAAAAAAGGCCCAAGAACUCCCCCUGUAACAACAAAAGAGGAGUUGGUUGAAACAGUAGCUGAGAAAGCUGUGGCAGUAGAAGCUGCUCCGAAAAGAGAAGACACAACAUUUAGUGACUGGUCAGAUGAAGAUGUUCCAGAACGUGGUGAAAUCAUUGUUCCAGAAAGAAGCACUGAAGAAUCCCACAGAAAAAGCCAUAGACUGAGGGGAGAAAAGGUAGAAACCCCACAUGUUACUAUAGAAGAUGCACCUCAUCGCAAACCUGUGGAUCAGAAGCGCAGCAGCAGUCUUGGUAGCAAUCGAAGUCAUACUUCAAGCAGACUUCGAUCACCCUCCAAUGAGUCAGCUCAUCGCAGUGGAGAUGACCAGACAGGUCGGAAAAGGGUCCUGCACAGCAGCUCCAGGGACAGAGAGAAAAAAAGCUUAGAAAUCACCGGGGAACGGAAGUCUAGAAUUGAUCAGUUGAAACGAGGGGAACCCAGCCGCAGCACGUCUUCAGAUCGUCAAGAUUCAAGAAGCCACAGUUCAAGAAGAAGUUCUCCUGAAUCAGAUCGUCAGGUCCAUUCCAGAUCUGGGUCCUUUGAUAGCAGGGAGAGGCUUCAAGAACGAGAUAGACAUGAUCACGAUCGUGAACGAGACAGAGAAAGGAGGGAUGGAAGGCCGAGAGAAUGGGACCGGGAUGUAGAUAAAGACUGGCCACGGAAUCGUGACAGAAUCAGAGACCGAGAGCGAGAGAGGGAAAAAAGAAGAGACUUGGACAGGGAAAGAGAGAGACAACUUCCUGAUACUACUGAAAGAGACAGAGACAGGGACAGAACACUUGACAUUUCUUCUCAAACAGAGACAACAAAGCGCAAUGAACCAAAACUGGACAGGGAUCAUGAAAAGGAAUCUGAUGUGGUUUGCCGGGAUACUACAGCUUUGGAGAAGGAAAGGACAGAAAAGGACUUGGGAACUUCACAAGGAUUUGAAGAUGGAAAUGAAGCUGAGAAAGUGGAGAGCUUAGAAGGAGGAGAAGAUGAGGCCAAGAUAGAUGAUUUGCAGUCACUAGGGUCUGCUGCUGGAGAAUAUGAGCCAAUCAGUGAUGAUGAACUAGAUGAAAUUCUGGCAGGUGAUGCUGAAAAGAGGGAGGAUCAACAGGAGGAUGAGAAGAUGCCAGAUCCUGUUGAUGUAAUAGAUGUGGAUUGGUCCAGUCUUAUGCCAAAGCAGCCAAAAGAGCCACGGGAGCCUGGGGCGGCACUCUUAAAAUUCACACCAUGUGCUGUUAUGUUGAGAGUUGGCAUUUCCAAACGACUGGCGGGCCCUGAACUCUUCACCAAAAUUAAAGAAACCUGCCAGAGAGUUUUAGAAAAACCUAAAGAUGCAGAAAAUCUGUUUGAACAUGAACUUGGGGCCCUGAACAUGGCUGCAUUACUGCGAAAAGAAGAGAGAGCAGGUCUUCUUAGUAACCUUGGUCCUUGCUGUAAAGCCCUGUGCUUUAGAAGGGAUUCUGCAAUUCGCAAGCAGCUAGUGAAAAAUGAAAAGGGCACAACAAAACAGACUUACACGAAUUCCCCAGUAGUAGACAGUGACUUAUUAAGGUUGAGUCUACGGUUAUUUAAACGCAAGACUGUGUGCCAAGGUCCUGGGCAGGAAAAGACAGAAGAUAGUAAACUUCCACAACCAAAUAUCCAGCAGGAAGUAUGUGUGUCUUAAGCCAAUGUCCACUUUGGAACUCCAUCUAGUUUAUCUCCCAUCAGUAAUGUUGAUAUUUAUACCCUUUGAACUUUUUGAUUUGGUUGGAAAGCAGCUGUAAGACAUUGAAGAAAAGACUGUUUUUACAGGUAAUUCUAUUAUGUGUUUGGAGGGAAUAAUUAAUAGUAAAAAUACAAAGAUCUUUGUUUUCAGUUCAUUUCAACUUUAUAACAUUGAAUCUUACAAUGUAACAUAUACCUGUUUUAUGCAUCAAGUGUAAUAAUUUCAAGAUGUCCAUUUUUAGAAGUCUAUUACAUCACCUGAUAUUAAAGGAAGAAGAAAACUGUCUGUAUCUUUUUUUCUCCAUUCUGAAAUAAUUUUUCAUGGGACCAGUAAUUUAUAUAUUAUUACAGAUACUUAAAAACAAUGUGACCAUCAACAUGAAAUCAAAUCCAGCCUUUUUUAGGUAGCUCUGCAUAAAGGCAACACAUUUUUACCAUAAUGCUUUCCUAGUGUGUAGGCAUCCAGCUUUCAGUUAUGUACAGCAAAAUGCUAGUAGUGUAGCUUUUAGCGAAUGAUGUUAUUUUUUUAAAGAAAAUAUGCAGCUUUGUUGUAUGCACAUGUGUAGGUAUAUUUAUACCUGUAUAGGGUAUGCCUUUGUAUACGUUUUA
Emys orbicularis (European pond turtle) is the source of this 5558-nucleotide messenger RNA. It is a transcript of the gene ZC3H13, whose product is annotated as zinc finger CCCH-type containing 13. The record is from RefSeq and is a predicted model, not a curated record. Lineage: Eukaryota; Metazoa; Chordata; Testudines; Emydidae. The transcript is spliced from 19 exons. The coding region runs from base 1 to 4908 and encodes 1635 amino acids. Gene Ontology annotation, cellular component: nuclear speck. Gene Ontology annotation, molecular function: metal ion binding.